AUGGAGCCAGUCGCUAAGGCAUUUCCUGAUGCACCACUGCUUACAGAAGUGCACAUCGAACUUGCAAAUACAUGGGUGCGAGAGAACAUCCAGCCACUCAUUCAGGCAGCGGCUGUGGUGAUUCACGAAGUCUUGAAAUUACCCCUAGCAUCCCCCCCUCCCCCCUCCCCUCUCCCCAACUCCUCCACUCCCAACCCAAGUCGUCCUGACGUUCGCCAAGGCAUAGGGAGAUCUUGCCACAUCUGCCUCCCUCUUCCCUUCUUCCCGCAAAAAUCCUCCCUCUUCACCCUAUUCGGCCAUGCUGCUGACGUGGGCAAGUGA
Messenger RNA from Rodentolepis nana, 321 nucleotides. NCBI's taxonomy places the organism in Eukaryota, Metazoa, Platyhelminthes, Cestoda, Cyclophyllidea, Hymenolepididae. The record is from the annotation of a GenBank genome assembly.